GAAGGGGGCUGUGGUAGCACAGAUGACAGUAAAGCAGGGAGAGGGGAGUUUGGGGGACUGAGAACCAGGUGCAUGACUUUAGAAGGGAAAGCGGAAUCUCUGGGAAACACAGGGGGAAAUAGGGUGGGGGAAUCUCACACCCCGAGUCGUGGUUUCUUAUAAAUAGCCCUAAAUUGGGUCACAUGGACAGGAAUAAACAGUCCCCUUGUCCCAUCCCCUAUCUCCUAUCCCAAACACUGCUCCACCUCCACCGUCACUGGCCCCUUUGUCCCAGGGGUCUCUGGUCCCUCCCACCCCCCUGCUGCCCUCUCCCCCUUCAUUCCCACAACAGCUCUUUAUCCCCAUCUCUGAACAGGGCCCAGAGUUCCUCAAUCCCUGGCCUCCCACAGCUCUGCACCCCAGAAUCCCCGAUGGGGAGGGGCAGGCGUUACCUGGGCAGGUCACAAUGGUGGGGGUGGGGCGGAGGCAGGAUUUCUAGGCCGUUGCCACGGUGAUGCCACCUGAGCUGGGCACCAGGCACCCUGUUGCCUGGGAAACAGGGCAGGCGGGGCCCCUCCCCUGAGAGAUGCCAGAGCCGUUGAGCUGAGACUCAGGUGGAUCGGGUUCCCCAGGUCCCAGGAGUGGGGGAGAAGAAGAAGGGGAGCUAUUGAGGGCUGGGAGAGAACGACCCCUUACCUGUGAGGGCAGAGGUUGGGGCAGGGCGGGGAGAAGGGAGAGGAUGAGGCAGGUGAAAGCAAUUCAAGAUAGACAACAAGGAGACUGGCUGCUCCUCGUCUUCCCCACCCCUGAUAGAGGUUCCCAGACUGAUCCCACUCUCCCUCUGUGUUUCUGCAAUCCCCUCCUUGUUGUUUCUCACACUCUCCUCCCUCCCUUUCACCGAAUCCCCGGGUGGAUGACCCCAGAGCCCACACACCCCCGCCCCUGCCCCCAGCUCAGCUCCGCCCAGCCUCCUCCCGGUUGCUUAGUUUCUCCCAAUGACAGUCUCCUUCCCCUCCCCACUCUCCACUCCGCCCUCAGCCCUGCCCCUAUAACAGCCCCCCUGCCCUUACCCCUCCAGCUCCAGAUUCCUGAAGUGACACCCAGGGGAGAGAGCUGCCGGGCAGCGGCCUGUGCCCACUGCUGCUCAGGAGGCAGGCAGAAGAGGGACGGGUCCAGUCUAGGAGAAAACUAGAAAAACAGAGGGGCCUCAGGGGAAACUGAGGCCGGGUCAGGCGGCUGAGGCUGAACACCGAGGCCUGGCAGAACCUCGAAGGCUGAGACGGGACCAGAGACGUCUUGUCCAGCACCAAGUCCUUUUGUGAGUGACCAGAACCCUCCGGAGUGGGCAGAAGGGUCCAGGAGGGGCUGAGAGGGACCACCCAGCAGCCCAGAGGGUCUGAGCAGAAGAGGUGGGAAUAGGCGCGUGGUGGAAGAAGGAGCAGGCAUAGCAAGGGCACAGAGGACUCGGGGCGAAGAAGAACUUUCAGGGGGCGGGCAGAGAAGAGCCCUUUGCUCGGCAUCGUGUACCGAGGACCACCACCCAAGCCUCACUUCUCCUUCCCUACCCCGUCCUCCUCUUUUGAGACUCGUCUGAGUCUCGUUCGAGUGAGGCCAUCACCUCCCCUUGAACGGAAUGGCUUCGACGGGGCUGGAACUGCUGGGGAUGACCUUGGCGGUGCUGGGCUGGUUAGGAACUCUGGUGUCCUGCGCCCUGCCCCUGUGGAAGGUGACGGCCUUCAUCGGCAACAGCAUCGUGGUGGCCCAGGUGGUGUGGGAGGGGCUGUGGAUGUCCUGCGUGGUCCAGAGCACGGGCCAGAUGCAGUGCAAGGUGUACGACUCCCUCCUGGCCCUGCCCCAGGACCUGCAGGCCGCCCGGGCCCUCUCCGUCAUCGCCCUGCUGCUGGCGCUCCUGGGCUUGCUGGUGGCCAUCACUGGCGCCCAGUGCACCACCUGCGUGGAGGACGAAGGGGCGAAGGCCCGGAUCGUCCUGACGUCCGGGAUCGUGUUCCUGCUGUCGGGGCUCCUGGUCCUGAUCCCGGUGUGCUGGACGGCCCACGCCAUCAUCCAGGACUUCUACAACCCGCUGGUGGCGGAGGCGCUGAAGCGGGAGCUGGGGGCCUCGCUCUACCUGGGUUGGGCGGCCGCGGCCCUGCUGCUGCUGGGCGGGGGGCUGCUCUGCUGCUCCUGCCCCCCGCCCCGAGCCGACCGGCCCGGGGCGCCUCGCCUGGGCUACGCGGCCCCCUCCCGCUCCGGGGCCUCGGGCCUGGACAAAAGGGACUAUGUGUGAGUGGACGUCACUCCCACGGCCCCUCGAGCGUAGCCGUAACUCUAUUCCACCCCUCACCGUAACCCCAAUCCUGCGGCAAAGCUGAUCUUACGAGCGACUGGAACGCCAACCCCUAACGGUUGCCUUUUCCCUAACGGGUAGCGGUAACUCUAUUCCACCCCUCACCUUAACCCCAAUCCUGCGGCAAAGCUGAUCUUACGAGCGACUGGAACGCCAACCCCUAACGGUUGCCUUUUCCCUAACGGGUAUCCGAAAUCGGACGGUUUGCCCUGGCCCAACCCAACCCCUAUCCUAAUCCAGCCCCAACCUUACCCCUAUCCCUAAAGUCACUCUGCCCCCCCCCACCCCCCCUGUAGUAUUACUGACCAGUGUCCCAGCUGAACCCUAACUUUAAACCUAAUCUUACCUGUACCUUCCAGGUAGCGGUAACUCUAUUCCACCCCUCACCUUAACCCCAAUCCUGCGGCAAAGCUGAUCUUAUGGAGCGACUGGAAUGCCAACCCCUAACGGUUGCCUCUUCCCUAACGGGUAUCCGAAAUCGGACGGUUUGCUUGGUCCCAACCCAACCGCUAUCCUAAUCCAGACCCAACCUUACCCCUAUCCCUAAAGUCACUCUGCCCCCCCAUCCCCCCUGUAGUAUUGCUGACCGGUGUCCCAGCUGAACCCUAACUUUAAACCUAAUCUUACCUGUAACUUCCAGGUAAAUUGGCCCCUUGACCCUAAUCCUAUUCCCGCCCUCCAGGCUGACAGACACCCAGAAAUGUGACUUGAACAGUAACCCCGGUCCCAAUGUGAGUCAACCCAUGACCAACUCCAAAUCAAUCUUUAACUCUCUCCAAGCUUCAACUCCUCCAUCCCACCAUGCGACAACGCAACUAUUCUCCCUUCUUGCCCCCCUCCCACCCCACAAGGGAGUCUUACUCCCUGGCCCCUCUUCAGUGUUGGAAAGGGAGUGGAAAAACUGGAAAGAAGCUGCUUCUUCUUCCCCAGCCCUCUGGCCCUUUAGACAGGGAGGGCCUUGCCCCUCGGCUCCAUUUGUCAAUGAAGCUUCUCCCUUCUUGGGGUGGGGCACUGGCUCUCUCCCCUUAAAAACCCAAGCUGCUUUCAGUGCUUCCCACCGUGGGGCUGGGGGAGCCUCUUCCCCGGUUUCUCUCUAAGUUCUUCCUUUCAGGCAGCUUGCUCCCAGCCGUUCCGAUCGGGACUCACUGGGCAUUUCUAUCGUUUCAGGCCCGUGGGGCCGAAGACUCCGAUUCCCUGAAUCUGGGCUGGGCUGAACGGCCCCAGAUCCUGGAAUAGCCCACCGGCUCCCUGGGGGAGCCCUCCGGACCCCCCAAUCAUCAUCAUCAUCAUCAAUCGUAUUUAUUGAGUGCUUACUAUGUGCAGAGCACUGUACUAAGCGCUCGGGAAGUACAAAUUGGCACCUCCCCACACCGCAACUUGCCUCAGCUCCAGCACUACGUAGUCUGAUCUCCGGGACGCUUUUGAAGCCCUUUCCCUUUCCUCCCGGACUCUUCCAGCUCUCUCUCCAGGAUGCCAGUGUUCCGCUCCUCUCUUUCACUGGUCUCUUUCCCUUUCCUCCCGGACUUCUUCCGGCUCUUACUUCAGGACGCCAGUGUUCCGCUCCUCUCCUCCCCACGCGUGAGAGAUGGGAAUAAAAGGAAAGCGUGUUUUUAACUGGA
Tachyglossus aculeatus (Australian echidna) is the source of this 3945-nucleotide messenger RNA. It is a transcript of the gene CLDN9, whose product is annotated as claudin 9. The transcript has 2 exons. NCBI's taxonomy places the organism in Eukaryota, Metazoa, Chordata, Mammalia, Monotremata, Tachyglossidae. Gene Ontology annotation, cellular component: plasma membrane; bicellular tight junction. Bases 1613 to 2266 code for a protein of 217 amino acids. Gene Ontology annotation, biological process: cell adhesion; bicellular tight junction assembly. Gene Ontology annotation, molecular function: structural molecule activity. The record is from RefSeq and is a predicted model, not a curated record.